This is a messenger RNA of Pantherophis guttatus, 1802 nucleotides long. It is a transcript of the gene RP9, whose product is annotated as RP9 pre-mRNA splicing factor. The record is from RefSeq and is a predicted model, not a curated record. Lineage: Eukaryota; Metazoa; Chordata; Lepidosauria; Squamata; Colubridae. Gene Ontology annotation, biological process: RNA splicing.
CGACCUGGAAGUGAAAGGAGGCGCCGGUCGAGCGGAGGCCAAGCCCGGUUUGGGAGCCCGAUCGCUUGCCUUGGUUCUGGUACCGUCAGUGCGGCCAUGUCCCAAGGAGGCAGGCAGGAAGAGACAAGAGCAGGUGGCAGCCUCCGGAGACAUCGGAGCUCCAGCGAAUUGCUGCCCAGCUGCAGCUCCCAGACAAACCAUAAAGGGCAGGAUCGGAAGGAGCAAAAGAGAAAUAAACGGGUGGUGCAGCAAAUCCAACAGAUCCAACAUCUGGAGUCCUUCUAUGAGAAACUUCCUCCAGGGCUAAUUAAGGAAAAUGAGACUAAACCAGAAGACUGCAUUCCUGAUGUACCUGGCAAUGAAAAUGCACGAGAAUUCUUAGCACAUGCUCCCACCAAAGGAUUAUGGAUGCCUUUAGGAAAAGAGGUCAAAGUUAUGCAAUGCUGGAGAUGUAAACGAUAUGGACACCGAACAGGAGAUAAAGAAUGUCCUUUCUUCAUCAAAGGCAACCAAAAAUUAGAACAAUUCAGAGUGGCACAUGAAGACCCUAUGUAUGAUAUAAUAAGAGAAAAUAAACGCUAUGAAAAAGAUAUGAGGAUAGAACAGUUAAAACGGUUGCUGGAAGACUCCACAUCAGAUGAAGACAGCAGCAGUGACAGUUCCAGUUCUUCAGAGAGUCGGGUGAAGCACAAAAAGAAGAAGAAGAAAAAGGAAAAGAAGAAAAAAAAGAAAAAGAGAAAAUGCCGAUCUUCUAAAUCAAGCAAGAAGUCUGAAUCAGAUUGAGGAGAUGGUUGCCUUUAUGUCAAUAAGUUGUAAAAGAUCCAAAGAAUAUUCCUUCAUUUCUGUUUUACCUGCAUCCUCUUUCUUUCUUGUGUUGGAAAACAAGAACAACAAAACAAGUUUAUUUUGUAUCUGUAUGAGAUGCUGCUAAAGAAAACUGCUUCUAUGUAUACUCUGACUUGAAUGCAUGCACAGACUCUUUUUAGCUAUUUUUGUAAAAGGUCCCUCUACCCUUUUUUAGCCUACUAAGACUUUAAUAAUCAAUCAGUGUAGGAAAGGGGAAACUACCAAUAGGGAAGUUCCAAAAACAACUCCCAAGAUAUAUGCUAAUAUCUUUUCAUCAUAGCUUUGUAACAUUUAGCCAAGAGGAUUCCUUUAGUAGCAUGUCGCCAGAGUGUUAGCAAUAUGGCAGAAGUCUCAGCUUUUACUGAAAGAAGCUUAAUGGAUAAUAUGCAGAGGCAAAUAAAUUAUAAAGGGGCGUGGUAUAGGCUUCACCCUUGACUGCCUCCAACUGAACUUAUUCUAAAAAGUGGCUUUCUACAAAGGGAUGAAGCACAAAUCAACUACCAUCAUCUACCACAAUAUAACUUAUUUUCAGGUGUACUUUAUUGUAAAGCUGCAUAAUUUAUCACCUAUCUUCCAUCUGCAUCUGACGUAAUAGGAGGGGCUCCACAGACUUCUAUAAGAUUAGAAAUAGACUCUGAGGAAUUGUAAACAAUCUAUAGAUCGCACAUUUUAAAGAUCCAGAUUUACUGAUAAUGAAGCACACUUAAAUACACCUUGUUUUUAUUAUGGCACUCUAAGUUUGAUAUUUUUUAGAUAGAAAAACAAUAUUGGAAGGUUAGGUGUAUUAAUUGUGGCAUAUUUGUUCUGCCCAAUAAAGGAACUGCUUAUUCAUCUGUAUUACUUUUUACUUAAUUGAAAAGCAACAAAAGAACUAACGUUUUGGAUCAAAAACCUAAACAGCUGUGAUGUAGAGCAAAUAAAAAUGUUUUUAUUGCAUCAGCACUUUGUCAACAAAA